Molecule: messenger RNA, 1478 nt
Organism: Octopus bimaculoides (California two-spot octopus)
Lineage: Eukaryota; Metazoa; Mollusca; Cephalopoda; Octopoda; Octopodidae
Product: E3 ubiquitin-protein ligase SIAH1A
Biological process (GO): proteasome-mediated ubiquitin-dependent protein catabolic process; multicellular organism development
Cellular component (GO): cytoplasm
Molecular function (GO): zinc ion binding; ubiquitin conjugating enzyme binding; ubiquitin protein ligase activity
Source: RefSeq, a predicted model, not a curated record
UACAUACACAUACACAUUUUCACUCAUACACUCAUACACAAAGCCGUACGUGUCUAUACACACACAUACAACAGUCUCACCCAUACACACUCAUACAUAAAGACCCCAUAACACUCAUACAUCUGCACACACACACUUCACCAGCUUUUAGUUCGUUCGUGUAUCAUUAAUGUAACGGGAAUCUACAUGCAGAAUUCAUUGAUUAUUAAACUGCGCAUUUGACUUGCGAAGUUUACAAAUCUCUACAUUUAUACCUUUUCUUUUCACACAACAAAAAUGAAAUUGACAUCUUGACACACUCCAUAAAGCAGCAAGUGGGGUAAAAAUGUUGUGCUUACUAUAUAUAACUGCAGCCAGUCAACAAUGAUGUUAUCAUGAGUGCCAGUUUGCAGCUGAGAAGUGGAUUUCAACUUGUGUAAUAUUCUCAGGUAGUUGCUGUAUGCUAGCAGCAUGAGUCGACAGCCCUCUAAUUCGGGAAAAGCCCGUGGACACAGCCAACAAGUUCCUGUCCAAGAGUCCACACUGAUGAUGAACAUCCAAACUCACAAAUCUGAGAGGGACUGCAGGGGUUUAAAAUCUUCAACAACCAGCAACAAUGACCUGGCCACCCUGUUUGAAUGUCCAGUUUGUUUUGACUAUGCACUCCCUCCCAUCAUGCAGUGCCAGAGUGGACAUAUUGUGUGCCAUUCGUGUAGGCAGAAAUUGUCAAUGUGCCCAACAUGUAGAGGACCAUUAGGAAAUAUUCGCAACUUAGCAAUGGAGAAGGUAGCAAUGACAGUGCUGUUCCCUUGUAAAUACUCUACUAAUGGCUGUUUAGUUACUUUGUUACACACUGAGAAGUCUGAACAUGAAGAAACAUGUGAGUGCAGGCCCUACUGUUGUCCCUGCCCUGGUGCAUCCUGUAAGUGGCAAGGUUCUCUAGAGCAAGUUAUGUCACACUUGGUUCAAUCUCACAAAAGCAUAACGACACUGCAAGGUGAAGACAUUGUGUUUUUGGCCACUGAUAUUAAUCUACCUGGAGCUGUCGACUGGGUUAUGAUGCAGUCAUGUUUUGGCCACAAUUUCAUGCUGGUGCUAGAGAAACAGGAGAAGAUAGAUGGCUUGCAGAUGUUCUAUGCCAUUGUACAGUUGAUUGGUACAAGGAAGCAAGCAGAAAACUUUGCUUACAGAUUAGAACUAAGUGGUCAUCGGAGACGACUUACUUGGGAGGCCACACCACGCAGCAUCCAUGACGGUGUUCAAUCUGCCAUUCUAAGUAGUGACUGCUUGGUAUUCGAUACCAACAUAGCCCAGUUAUUUGCCGACCAUGGAAACUUGGGGAUCAACGUUACCAUUUCUACAUGCUAAAACAUUUUUAUUUUUGGCGGUUCCAUGAUCUCAGGCCAGGCGGUGCCAUCUCCUCCUGUCUCCAUGGCACCAGUAGACUCCUAAAUUUAGCUUGUCUCUCUCUCUCUCUCUCUCUCUCUCUCUCCAUCUCU